GCCCGGGGCAAAGACGCGUCGGAACGAGGUGCCUGCGACCGGUCGCCGUCAACGCGUUUGGGGAACAUUCAAGACGUGGAGUGAAAUGUCUGCUUCUUCGUGCGUGCAGUGUUGUUUUUCGCCGCUUCUAAUGACUCUCAGUGCAGCACAGCUGCUGGUACUGCUCAGUGUCGUCUGGCCUUCUUAUGUUACAACCUACUGCAGGAAGCCAAGAGGCUUCGAGACUAAGCUAGUCCCAGAUUCAAUGUGGGCCCCUACGGAGCGGCUUAUCGAGAAUUUGGGCUAUGACGCGGCAGUCCAUACAAUACCCACACCAGACGGCUAUCUUCUCACAGUGCAUCGCAUCUCCGGAGCCAAGCAGAAAAGUCCCAGAGACAGACCGCCUCACAACACUCCGGUACUGGUGUCUGCGGGGCUGGCCUCCAACAGCGAAAUGUGGGUCCUGCGCGAGCCGAACUUAGCAACGUCACUGGUGAACGCUGGUUUUGACGUUUGGCUGACCAACUUCAGAGGCAAUUCAUACGGCCUGCGGCAUGAAACACUCCACCCGAAGAGGCACGAGUUCUGGGAUUUUAGCUGGCAUGAGAACGGCCUCAUCGAUCAGGCUUCAACCAUUGAUUAUGUAUUGGAAACUACGGGACGCAACAAACUCAUAACCAUCGGCCACUCCAUGGGCAGUACAGCACAGGUGGUUCUUUUGUCUGAGAAGCCUUCCUACGCAGAGAAAGUUCUGUGCAGCGUGUUUCUGGCCCCCCCAAUUUAUUUCUCGAAGCCUCCGGUUCUUCCGACGGCUUUGCGCAAUUUGUUUUACCUCCUUCCGCAACUGAAGGAAUCCACUGGCCGAAAUGUGGUGAAUGAUAAGAUGCCGUUUAUGGACCAGUGCAUGGCUGCCUAUUGUUUCCAAACUGCAAACGAAAAGUUUAACAACUUAUGCAGGGCUGGCAUAUCCGCAAUGUUGGGCAAACCACAGAAGAGAAUAAGCGAUGUGAACGCGUUGAAACUACUAGCCCAUUUCCCCGGGGGAGGAUCUAUCCGACAAGUACUCCACUACGGCCAGAGCAUAGCCUCAGGUGGCUUCCAGAAGUAUGACUUUGGUUCCGUAAAGAACUUAAAGCUGUACGGCUCGCCUCAUCCUCCUUCCUACAAUUUAAGUGCUAUCACAACUCCUAUAUAUGUUUAUUAUGGAACUUCAGACGGCCUCGUCAGUUCAGAGGAUGUCCGGAAAUUCACAAAGCAAUGUCCUGCUGUAAAGGAAGUCCACGCGUUGCCCUACAACCAUUUAGACUACGCUCUGGCGGACGAUAUUAAUGAAGCUUAUAUUAAGCCUGUCAUUGGAACCCUCAUGAAAUAUAUUUGAUGCAGGUCAUCUGUUCUCCUUAUUCGUGCGCGUUUAGCGGUCAAGACUCCGAACAACUUCGUCACAUGACAUCUCGAAGUGCGGAACAACAGUUUGGAAUGCGGUUUUUUUUGUUUUUUUUGCAUACAUCUGGAUUAUUU
This is a messenger RNA of Thrips palmi, 1497 nucleotides long. Its product is annotated as lipase 1-like. The record is from RefSeq and is a predicted model, not a curated record. The coding region runs from base 86 to 1357 and encodes 423 amino acids. Gene Ontology annotation, molecular function: hydrolase activity, acting on ester bonds. Lineage: Eukaryota; Metazoa; Arthropoda; Insecta; Thysanoptera; Thripidae. The transcript has 10 exons.